AUGGAACAAGAAAUGGAAAGACGUCAAUUCAAAUUGGCCCAAGUACAGGCCUGUCAGCCAGAAGAUAGCAGGCCCACCAGGAAAUGGACAGGACAUGACCGUGAAUGGUGGUUCGAGGGUUGGCCAAAGAGCUGGUUAGAGCCUGAACAAAGUUCUAACCAGAUAUUUGAGGAUUGUCAGCCAGAAGACAGCAGGCCCACCAGGAAAUGGACAGGUCAUGACCGUGAAUGGUGGUUCGAGGGUUGGCCAAAGAGCUGGUUAGAACCUGAACAAAGUUCUAACCAGCUAUUUGAGGAUUGUCAGCCAGAAGAUAGCAGGCCCACAGGGAAAUGGACAGGACAUGACCGUGAAUGGUGGUUCGAGGGUUGGCCAAAGAGCUGGUUAGAACCUGAACAAAGUUCUAACCAGCUAUUUGAGGAUUGUCAGCCAGAAGAUAGCAGGCCCACAGAGAAAUGGUCAGGACAUGACCGUGAAUGGUGGUUCGAGGGUUGGCCAAAGAGCUGGUUAGAACCUGCACAAAGUUCUAACCAGCUAUUUGAGGAUUGUCAGCCAGAAGAUAGCAGGCCCACAGAGAAAUGGUCAGGACACGACCGUGAAUGGUGGUUCGAGGGUUGGCCAAAGAGCUGGUUAGAACCUGAACAAAGUUCUAACCAGCUAUUUGAGGAUUGUCAGCCAGAAGAUAGCAGGCCCACCAGGAAAUGGACAGGACAUGACCGUGAAUGGUGGUUCGAGGGUUGGCCAAAGAGCUGGUUAGAACCUGAACAAAGUUCUAACCAGAUAUUUGAGGAUUGUCAGCAAGAAGAUAGCAGGCCCACCAGGAAAUGGACAGGACAUGACCGUGAAUGGUGGUUCGAGGGUUGGCCAAAGAGCUGGUUAGAACCUGAACAGAGUUCUAACCAGAUAUUUGAGGAUUGUCAGCCAGAAGAUAGCAGGCCCACAGAGAAAUGGUCAGGACAUGACCGUGAAUGGUGGUUCGAGGGUUGGCCAAAGAGCUGGUUAGAACCUGAACAAAGUUCUAACCAGCUAUUUGAGGAUUGUCAGCCAGUAGAUAGCAGGCCCACCAGGAAAUGGACAGGACAUGACCGUGAAUGGUGGUUCGAGGGUUGGCCAAAGAGCUGGUUAGAACCUGAACAAAGUUCUAACCAGAUAUUUGAGGAUUGUCAGCCAGAAGAUAGCAGGCCCACCAGGAAAUGGACAGGUCAUGACCGUGAAUGGUGGUUUGAGGGUUGGCCAAAGAGCUGGUUAGAACCUGAACAAAGUUCUAACCAGAUAUUUGAGGAUUGUCAGCCAGAAGAUAGCAGGCCCACAGAGAAAUGGUCAGGACAUGACCGUGAAUGGUGGUUCGAGGGUUGGCCAAAGAGCUGGUUAGAACCUGAACAAAGUUCUAACCAGAUAUUUGAGGAUUGUCAGCAAGAAGAUAGCAGGCCCACCAGGAAAUGGACAGGACACGACCGUGAAUGGUGGUUCGCGGGUUGGCCAAAGAGCUGGUUAGAACCUGAACAAAGUUCUAACCAGAUAUUUGAGGAUUGUCAGCCAGAAGAUAGCAGGCCCACCAGGAAAUGGACAGGACAUGACCGUGAAUGGUGGUUCGAGGGUUGGCCAAAGAGCUGGUUAGAACCUGAACAAAGUUCUAACCAGAUAUUUGAGGAUUGUCAGCCAGAAGAUAGCAGGCCCACCAGGAAAUGGACAGGACAUGACCGUGAUUAAUUAAACCCACAUCCCCCACCCACACCCACAGACACCCACCCACACACGCCAAUGCACCCACAAAUACACACACUAAGAGAAUAGACAUAAGGCUGAGUCGUCCCAAACAACCAGCAUAGGGUGAUUGCUUAAAACCAAACACCCCACCCACGCACACACACACACACACCCACAUACACCCACUCACACACGCCAAUGCACCCGCAAAUACACACACACUAAAAGAAUGGACAUAAGGCUGAAUCGUCCCAUACAACCAGCAUAGGGUGAUUGCUUAAAACCAAACACCCCAUCAACGCACACACACACACACACACACACACACACACACACACACACACACACACACACACGCACACACACACGCCAGUCUUCAGGACCAUGUUUUGUUUUCCCCCCGCUAAGGAAUGGCCGCAACCCAGCAUAAUUAGGACCCAUGUCCGCCUAAGUCCCAAACAACAAUGACAACGACAAAAAA
Molecule: messenger RNA, 2185 nt
Organism: Xyrichtys novacula (pearly razorfish)
Lineage: Eukaryota; Metazoa; Chordata; Actinopteri; Labriformes; Labridae
Source: the annotation of a GenBank genome assembly